This is a messenger RNA of Pseudovirgaria hyperparasitica, 3621 nucleotides long. Its product is annotated as P-type ATPase-like protein. Gene Ontology annotation, molecular function: ATP binding; P-type sodium:potassium-exchanging transporter activity; ATP hydrolysis activity. NCBI's taxonomy places the organism in Eukaryota, Fungi, Ascomycota, Dothideomycetes, Acrospermales, Acrospermaceae. Gene Ontology annotation, cellular component: membrane. The record is from RefSeq and is a predicted model, not a curated record. Gene Ontology annotation, biological process: proton transmembrane transport; intracellular potassium ion homeostasis; sodium ion export across plasma membrane. The transcript has 7 exons. The coding region runs from base 184 to 3486 and encodes 1100 amino acids.
GGAGUAGAAAUGGUCCUCCGGUAUCUCUGUCCUUACAAGAACUGAUCUCGCCCCACGUAUAGGUCGGUUCUCAAAACGCUUUUGAUUUUGUGCCUGCCUUGUCAAUUAUUUUGCAUUUGGCGACGUAGCUAUCAACUGGGUGACCUGCAAUAUCCGAUACCUGGCAAACUAUUAUACUCGUAAAUGGAGCCGGAGUCAAAGGAACCACAAGUAACAGACCCCGAAGUUCAGCCCCGCGUGCUACGCGUUCAAUAUGCGGACGAGAUCGAUAAUCGACACUCGCGGUCCAGGGGUCGUCGUUUGUCCAUGGACAGUAUUCGAUCGAUGCACUCCAUGAGGAUUGUCGAGCCUAAAGUUGUCCUACCUACUCAAUUCAAGACCCUAUCUUUCAACGUUGAAGAGUCGAAUACCAGAGAUGCCAAAGAAGCACUGAGAUCAAAGAAAGCUAGCAAGUCCAAAGACGAAAAAGGAGUUGAGUUCGCCGAUACUGUCUGGCACCGCCUAGAUGAAGAUGAACUCUAUCAACGACUUUCAACUUCACCACUCCAGGGACUAGCCAAAGAACAAGUUGCAAGAAAGCUCAAGGACUAUGGACCCAACGUCUUUUCAUCGCCGCCAUCACAGUGGGCGAAGAAAACGUUUUUGUACUUGUUUGGAGGGUUUGGCUCCAUUCUGUUUGUUGCUUCAAUAUUGGUCUUCAUCGCAUGGAAGCCACUAGGUAAACCUCCUCAAGUUGCGAAUCUGGCUCUUGCGGUCGUGCUCGCCAUAGUUUGGGUCAUUCAAGCGUGCUUUUCAUUCUAUCAGGAUUGGUCCAGCUCUCGUGUCAUGGCUUCAAUCACUAGUAUGAUACCCGAUGAAGCAAUUGUUCUUCGCGACGGCCAACAAAUUCGUAUCGCUGGCUCAGAAAUUGUUCCCGGUGAUAUUAUAUAUCUCAGGCUAGGAAAUAAAUUGCCCGCGGAUGUACGCUAUGUCCAUGUCUCUGCUGACGCCAAAUUUGACCGUUCGGUUCUAACGGGCGAAACCGUUCCAAUUCGAGGCUCGACAGUAUCGACGGAUGACAACUUUCUCGAGACAGCCUGUAUUGGCAUGGCCGGAACUCACUGUGUGUCAGGCGAGGCUACUGGUGUUGUCGUCGCCACGGGUGACAACUCGGUCUUUGGUCGUCUUGCGAAGCUCACAAGCGCGCCCAAUACCGGUUUGACAAACCUGGAGCGCGAGAUAUACUACUUCGUCUCCGUCAUUGUCGGUGUCAUGCUCACGAUGGUUAUCGUAGUCAUUACCGUCUGGGCAACGUGGCUUCGCAAAGAUCACCCUAACUGGCUCAGCGUAUCGAACCUCAUAAUCGCCUGUGUUAGUGUUGCUGUAGCGUUCAUUCCGGAAGGGCUGCCCAUUGCUGUGACAUCUAGCUUGACAAUCACGGCGAACAUCAUGAAGCGCAACCAGAUUCUCUGCAAAAGUCUGAAGACUGUCGAAACAUUGGGUAGCGUGUCGGUCAUCUGCUCCGACAAAACCGGCACAUUGACUAGAAACAGUAUGACUGUCACCGACAUUAUGGUCGAACAACAAAGUUUGACUGCGGUGGCUGCAUCUGGCGUGAUGGAAACUAACGGUACAGCUAAACCGGUAUCAGCACCUGUCUUAACGCUGUCAUGCCUAUCGCUCAUAGGUGCACUCUGCAACGCGGGAGAAUUCGAUGCUGCAACAGUCUCUGAACCUCUUGCAUGCCGAAAGGUUUUCGGCGACGCGACAGACCAAGCGGUGUUACGCUUCGCUGAAAGUCUUCGCUCGGUCGCGGAGGCACGCAGCCAGUGGGCAAGUGUGCACCGGGUGGCUUUCAACAGUAAGAAUAAGUUCAUGGCUCAGCUUGUACGAUCGAGUGGAAUACAUGACGCUAGUUCAACCAAUUCGACUGUUCUUCUCACACUUAAGGGCGCACCCGACGUCCUUCUCCCGCGGUGUACUCACUACCUGACCUCUGCUGGCAUUAACGAGGCCAUCGACAGCGUGUACUCCACCUACCUUGAACAGACCAAAGACAGAUGGUCGCGCGAAGCUAAGCGAGUCAUUAUUUUUGCACAGAAGGAAAUUCCGACGGAGAAAAUGCCUGCACCAGACUCUUACGAAUUCGAAGACUGGAUCAUGGAGCAAGCAGCAUCCAGUUUGGGUAUCGUCGGUCUCGUCGCAAUCACAGAUCCCGUGAGACAAGAAAUCCCAGACGUCAUUCGUACCCUGCGUGGAGCUGGUAUCAAGUUUCACAUGGUUACUGGGGACUUCAGGCUCACUGCCCAAGCCAUUGCAGAGAAUUGCGGUAUAAUUACGGCUCACUCUGUCGACGAUAUCUCCGCUCUCUCGAGGUCAACAUCAGUUCCGUCGACUGCUGUGAGUUCCUACGGGGGCGUCGACAUGAAUCCUCAGAACCCUCGCGCCAUAGUUCUAAGCGGACCUGACAUGAUGCAACUCGACGAGGAUCAAUGGGAAAACCUCUGUGCCUACGAUGAAAUUGUCUUUGCCCGGACAACACCAGAACAAAAACUUCGUAUCGUGAAAGAGUUCCAAAAACGCAAGGAGACGGUCGGCAUGACAGGUGAUGGAGUGAAUGACGCACCUUCGCUCAAAGCCGCAGACAUUGGUAUCGCCAUGGGCGGGGGCUCUGAAGUUGCCAUUGAGGCCGCAGACAUGGUCCUGCUCGACUCCUUUGCCGCUAUUGUCGAGGCUGUGAAGUAUGGCCGUGUUGUUUUCGAUAACUUGAAGAAGACAAUCUGCUAUCUCCUCCCCGCAGGAUCGUUCUCAGAGUUUUGGCCUAUCAUGACCAAUGUCCUCUUCGGCCUACCACAGAUUCUAUCUUCGUUUCUCAUGAUCAUCAUAUGCUGUUUCACAGACUGCGCCGCAGCUAUAGCCAUCGCGUACGAGAAGCCAGAAGCCGACGUCCUCUUGCGCAAGCCACGUAACCCUGCGAAAGACCGCCUCGUCAACUUCAAACUCAUCGGCUACGCAUACGGCUUUAUCGGUGUCUUGCAAACUGUCUCGUCCUUUGCUAUGAGCUACUGGUUCGCCUCUCGCCGUGGUAUUACAUUUGGCACCUUAUGGUUCGGCUUCGGCACUGUGCCUAGCAACAUGUCGAUGGCUGAAUACACAAGCAUCCUCAAUACGGCAUCCUCGAUCUACUUUGUCACUCUCGUGGUCAUGCAGUGGUUCAACCUGAUGGCGGUACGCACGCGUCGUUUGUCCAUCCUACAGCACCCGCCGCUGUUCAGGGUGGAUACUCGUAAUGUGUAUUUGUUCCCAGCAAUCGUGUUUGCGUUGCUGAUUGCAGUGUUUUUCAACUAUGUGCCGACAUUCCAGCAAAAUCUUAGCACCAGCACGAUUCCGGUUGCGCAUUGGUUUCUGCCGAUGGCAUUUGGGAUGGCAAUCUUGUUGUUGGACGAAGGGAGGAAAUUCUGGCUGAGAAAAUAUCCCCAUUCGAUCAUUGCAAGGCUAGCUUGGUGAUUCAGCAGUUGCAAUGUACCCACACACUUUUCGAUGAUAACGGCACAGUUCAUAGGAUUAGACCUCACGAAUUUCUACAUAACUAACAAUCAUAGUUGCAAUACUUUAGCUCCAAAGAACUGUGUCUAUGAUUCC